Molecule: messenger RNA, 557 nt
Organism: Ambispora leptoticha
Lineage: Eukaryota; Fungi; Glomeromycota; Glomeromycetes; Archaeosporales; Ambisporaceae
Source: the annotation of a GenBank genome assembly
AAGAAACCAAUAAUUCGGAAAAGCUUAGUACUUCUAUUUAUUAUUAUGAUGAUAGUGAUUAUAAACGGGAUAGGCGUAAGCUCAAGUUGCAUUGGUUCGAAGAAGAAGGUGUUUGGAAAAUUACAAAGUGUGCAAGAGGACAACUCCGUAAAGCAAUACUUGACGUGGUCUCUGGAUCAGACGCGCCCGACUUUCGCUUCUUGCUAAAGACUAGUCAUGAACAUCCUAUCGACAUGAAACAUAUCAAAGUAAUUGCUGAUAUCCAGCGCCAAGGCUUACAAUUACGUGAUGGGAGGUGGUUUAGGGAAAGUGAUUUCAAAGAGAUAAUCAAAGUUGAAUCUAUUGUACAGGGAGUCACGAAAAAGCGUUAUGUAAAUGAUAAAUUCCAAAUAUCCUUCAUUUCCGUGCUCAAAGAAACAAAACAAGAAACCUUCAAAGAGGAUACUAUCAAACUUAAACAUCUCUCUUGGAAAACUUUUGAGGGAUCUGAUAUUUUGAACGAUAAGGUUAAGAUCGGCGCGAGUAUUCAAGAGACUAUUGCAUUUGCUCGGGAAAUU